GCCUCUUCACAUUUCCAGACCUGAACGUUCUUCGUUGCCAUUGUUGUUCAUAGAUAUGGAUAAGGAGAAGAAGCAUCUUUCCACUAUUGCCAACAUCGUGAUUCAAAGAUGCGCCCGGAAGCUUGGUUGUUCUGUUGAUUCGCUGAUUGAAGAAUUUGAGAGAGAAUGGGAGCCUCAGAUGAGUGGUUAUUCCAGGAAAUUAGUAGAAUUUUGCUCCUCCAAAGCUCUUAUGGUUAUGUGUGGAGUUAUAGAUGACACAAUCACCGAUGGUUCAUUCAGCCGCGACACGUUCGAUAUGAUGCUUGCUUGGGAGACACCAAGCUCAGAAGAAGAAGAAUCAUAUAGUGAGUGCAUUGCAAAAGAGAGCGAGGACAAGAAGGUUGCAAUAGCGACAGAACAACAAGAAGAUGAUGUUUCUCUGUUCUAUUCUGAUCUCAUGCCACUACUUGUUGAUCAAGAGCCAAGUGCUGGAGAGGAUGCAUUUGUAUGGUUGGGAACGCUUGUUCCUUUGGUUGUUGACAUGGUUAAUGGGAGAUUUACUUUUGAGACAUUGACCGCACCCACAGGGAAUCGACUUCAUUUUCCGGCUUAUGACAAAUUUUUGAAAGAAAUUGACAGAUGUAUAAAGCAUUUACAGAAGCAAGAGACUCCUACGGGGGUAGAACUAGAAGAUGAUGAAUUCAUAUUGCAUGUGGAGGGAACUGCAAGUUCACAGAGAGUGGUGCGGCACAUUGGAGGAACUAGUUGGCCUGGCAGGUUGACACUGACGAACUAUGCCCUUUACUUUGAGGCCUCUGGCGUCGUAUCUUAUGAAAAUGCGCUAAAACUUGACCUCUCGAAAGACGCUGGGCAGAAUGUCAAACCUGUAGCAACUGGUCCUUUUGGUGCUCCUCUUUUCGAUAAAGCUAUAGUUUAUGAAUCUUCUGAAUUGCAAGAAGGUGUUGUGUUAGAGUUCCCAGAGAUGACAAGCUCAACGAGACGCGACCACUGGCUCGCUCUUGUUAAGGAGGUUAUGUUACUGCACCAGUUCCUGUCGAAGUUCAAAGUUGAAUCGGCACUAGAAGUAUGGGAAAUGCAUGCGAGGACCAUAUUAGGGAUUGUAAGGCUUCAUGCAGCAAGAGAAAUGCUCAGAAUCGCACCUCCAGUACCCGAAAGCUUUUUAAUAUUUGCCUUGCUGGAUGAACUGCCGAAGGGAGACUAUGUACUCCAGGAGCUGGCCGAGAGUCUGAAAAAGUCGAAUAGUGGACAUCCGUGUAGUGCCAGUUCGAUUCUUAGGAGCUUGAAUGUGUCCCGGCCCUGCCUGCCUUGUGUAGAGCCACAACAGACUAGUGAUAGCACGGAAAUUAUCCACCCUGAAAAUCUCUCGUCGUUGGAGAGUGCUAUAAAUCAAGCACGAGAAGAAGCAAAAGAAACUGACUUGGCUAAAUCUACUGCCGGGGCACUUAAAGAGGAAGGUAUCAGCCAAAGUGCCCAAGUUCUUAUUGGGCUGCUUAAACCACUUCAGAUCUUAGUCCCUUGGUCUCAAGAAGUUGUUAUGUGGGAACACCCGAUGACCACCUCUGUGGUGGUUAUUACAACAUUGAUAGUCAUCUACAAAGAGUUGGUUGGUCUGGCGAUAUCAGCUUUCUUGUUGUGGGCAGUGGCAAAGAUGCUACAAGCCAGACGAGAGAGGAUCCCAGAAAAGCAAGACAAGAUUGUUAUCUGUACAGCCUCCGAUCAGUCAACAAUGGAGAGUAUCGUCUCAGCUCAGCAGGGGUUAAGAAGUGUACAUGAGAUAAUGCAGCAGACAAAUAUAGCUUUACUCAAGAUAUGGUCAAUACUGAUCUCAAAGGCUCCGAAGCACACAAACACAGUGAUGACAGUUAUGGCUGCUUGUGCAAUUGUACUAGCUGUGAUUCCACUCAAGUUCAUCCUAAUGGCCCUUGUAGUGUAUGGUUUCUUUAUGACGUCAAAACUUGGGAAGUGCAUGCAAAGUGAGCAGGGCAACCGGCGUAUGAAGGAAUGGUGGGACUCUAUUCCCAUCGUUCCUCUUGAAAUCGUGGACUAGGUAUCCGAUAUGGCUGGGAGGCUGCAGGGUGAAUGCAGAAUGUAAGAAACGGAGGACGGGCUACAAAUAUGGGAAGUUUGAGUGCUUUUUGCACAUACAGAGUUAUCUCAGGCAGACAAUUGACACUAUGUAUAAUUGUUGUUUUAUUAUUAUUUGUUAUUUUUGUUUGUUGCUUGCAUAGAUAGAAGGAAAUUCAGGCGAUGUUGAGGAUCUUAUUUGGAUGCAAAGUGAAAGUGUGUACCUGUACAUGGAAAAGAUUUGUUGUUUUCAUCA
Messenger RNA from Sesamum indicum (sesame), 2320 nucleotides. Its product is annotated as ArgH (DUF639). NCBI's taxonomy places the organism in Eukaryota, Viridiplantae, Streptophyta, Magnoliopsida, Lamiales, Pedaliaceae. The record is from RefSeq and is a predicted model, not a curated record.